Messenger RNA from Tympanuchus pallidicinctus (lesser prairie-chicken), 1830 nucleotides. RefSeq names its product HOATZ cilia and flagella associated protein (gene HOATZ). Bases 427 to 942 code for a protein of 171 amino acids. The record is from RefSeq and is a predicted model, not a curated record. Lineage: Eukaryota; Metazoa; Chordata; Aves; Galliformes; Phasianidae. Gene Ontology annotation, biological process: cilium assembly. The transcript has 4 exons.
CACUUUGCUUAACGUUCAGUAAUGAUAAUAAGGGGGAAAAAACAAACUUAAUACUACUGCAAUAUUGGGGGGAGGAUGUUGUUUGUUUUCUUUUUUAGAAAAACCCAAAUUUCAUACAGGUAGGAAGAGGAAGGGAGGAGCUCAUCCAUCAGCCUGGUUACUAGGCAGUGUAGUUAGCUGAUUGCCACCAGUACCAAUCACUAACCACACAGCCAGGUGAAAAGGCUGGGGAGGAACCCGGGGGGGCACACAGGAAUUCAUCGUGCCCAAGGACAUCCCCAGCACUUCUGAGCAAAGCAAGUCUUUUCUUCUUCCCAAAAUUCCUAGAUGUGGGCUGUGCUCAUCUCAGCCUUGGGCUCGCCAGACUUCGCGUCCGCCUUCCCGUGUUGAAGAAAUGUCAUUCAGCCCCAAAUUUAAUCAAAACAAAUGUUUUUAUCAUCAGUCCGAACAGCAGGGCCUGGCACUCAGGCUGUGGGGCGGGAUUGGAGCCACCAGAUGGAGAGGGGCCAUCAGAGCACAGCCCCACACUGGCCCACAGAGCCUGACGAGCCCCUCGUCUUUGCUGGAUCGAGCCCAGCUGAUGUGGAGUUUGCCCGCAUCUUCUGGAGCACAGCCGUGCUGCCGCCGCUCUUUGAGCCCUGCCUGUGUCCCACCAACCUGUGCCGUGAGGGACCUUCGUCCCCUGGGCAGAUCCCAGCCCACAGAUGGACCCCAUCAGCAGCUCAUGGCGUGCAGGAAGCUGAAGCAAAAGACAAACGCCGUCGGCAGGCCAAGAAGAAAGAAGAAAUACUGGCUUUGCUGAGGAAACAGAGAGAAGAAAGAAUUGCGAAAGAGCUGAUUUCUCGUCCACAUAAACCAAAGAUGAAAAGUGAUCAAGUAAGCAGGCAGAAGGCGUUUGAAGCAGAGCGUGAGGAUCAAGAAGCAGUGAAGGCCCUCAGAUAAUUCAGCCCAAGUCUGGAGGUGACAACCUGCACCGCUCAGGCUGCGUACAUCCCUGCUUUGGUCACAUCUCUUGUUCACACUGAGACACAGCACGACUGACAGCAGCUUCUCAACGUAGCCCAAACGUCCCCGUGCUGCUGAUGAACACUUAGUUUGGAAAACUUACUGAGCUGCGGUGCCCUUUGUGCUGGUGGUGGUUUUGGAAGCCCUCUCCAUUGCUCCCAUGUCAGGACCACUUUGUGUCCUACAGCACUUUGUUCCCAGUUGGGUUCUUCUAUUGCAAGAGACCAAAUGCCAUUAGCAGAAUGUGUACCCACCACUGAUUGCAGAAAACAUCAUGCUGCUGCUUGCCAUGGAUGUACUCCAAUGUUUUUUCCUUCUGAGCCAGUACAGAAAUGUUUUCCAAUGGGUUCAGCAGACGUAGAUGAUUUCCUUUGUGUUGGGUGCUGUUCUGAGAACUCCUGAUGUAGGUGGAGCUUUAAGACCAUGUCAGAGGCUCACAUUCAGCCCUAAACCCAGGCCGUGUCAGUUCAGGUGCUCAGUUAUUCCUUGUAUUCAAGGCAUUUCCAUAUGAUAAUAGUAAUGGUGAAAAUGGGACAUCUUCAUGGAUAUGCCAUGCUUUGAAGUGUUCUUGCCUUGCCUUGCCUUGCCUUGCCUUGCCUUGCCUUGCCUUGCCUUGCCUUGCCUUGCCUUGCCUUGCCUUGCCUUGCCUUGCCUUGCCUUGCCUUGCCUUGCCUUGCCUUGCCUUGCCUUGCCUUGCCUUGCCUUGCCUUGCCUUGCCUUGCCUUGCCUUGCCUUGCCUUCCCUUCCCUUCCCUUCCCUUCCCUUCCCUUCCCUUCCCUUCCCUUCCCUUCCCUUCCCUUCCCUUCCCUUCCCUUCCCUUCCCUU